Molecule: messenger RNA, 3885 nt
Organism: Endocarpon pusillum Z07020
Lineage: Eukaryota; Fungi; Ascomycota; Eurotiomycetes; Verrucariales; Verrucariaceae
Exons: 2
Coding region: 1-3885 (1294 amino acids)
Biological process (GO): RNA processing
Molecular function (GO): protein binding; RNA binding
Source: RefSeq, a predicted model, not a curated record
AUGGACAUUUCUUCGCUACUUUCUCCUCCCGAGGCCACUCAGCCUCUGUCUCCUCCACCCGUGUCCAUGCAGUCACCUCGAAAGCAAAUGCGGAGACACCCAUCCGGCCCGGUCAAGCGUGGCCUGACCUCGUUGCCUCUUUCCCAUUCAGCAGUGCCUGCUUCCAAUAUUCCUCUCCACGUGUCCACUCCGACUCACCGGCCAACAGCCUCUUCUCCUUUGGCAAGUCCAACUACCGGUGUUCUACGCAAUUCGACACCGCCGCGCCUUGUGGAAGUGAGUCGACAAUCCUCUACGCCGAGUAUGGAUGCACUUGCAGAUCUGGCUUCGAUGCAGAAUCAUCAACCAACCAGGUCAGCUGCACCCUCUUUGAGAAGCAAAGAUUCCUACGAAAGCCAGCUUACACCAUCGACGAUUUUCCCAGUGGUGCAGCCACCCAGCGCAGCAGCAAAUCCACGAGCUUCUUUUGACAUUGCAAUGGCGGAGACACCAAAGCCGGCGGCACGAAUCGACUUUGCUGGAACUUCACUCUCACCAGAAUUGCAAAAAAAUGCAAACGUGUUGGCCGUCGACUUGCAGCAGAACCCGCAUUCCUACGAAUCCCACGCCCAGCUCAUCAGGUUGUUGCACCAAGCAUUUGUCCAUCACGUCUAUCCUCCUACUUCACCUGACGCUCACGGGGAUCCUCACAGCUUUGACCUCCUUCACGACCUUCGCGCUGCAAGGGAGGGUAUGGAUAAAAUCUUUGCCAUUGGCGAAGAUCUCUGGGCAGAAUGGAUCCAGGAUGAGAGCAUGCUGGCGAAGACCAUUGAAGAAAAGAUAUCUCUGAUGGAAAAAUGUUCCAAGGCUGUGACCGAAGAGUAUGGCAGUGUGAAGUUGUGGAUAGUGUAUGGUGAAUGGCUACUCCACACGCACAAGCUGUACCAUCAAACUUCAGAAGAGGCAGCGGCUGGCCUUUCAGAGGAUGAGCGAGAGGUCGGGCAAGAUAUUUUCUCGUGGAGCGUGGUAGUGGAAGUUUGGCAAAGAGGUGCUGAAGAGACGAUGUGGAGGAUGAACGAUAGUCACCUGGUGUGGAACCGAUACAUUGACUUUCUGAUCCAGGACUCACAAAAGACUCGAUCGGAAGAUCUGAUAAGAGAAAUCAAGUUUCUUUUUGAUGCCCGGCUACAGACACCCCAUGCGGACUGGGACGGAACAUUCCAGGCGUUCUCGACCUUCGUUUCAGCUUACAUGGACAAGCAGUACGAGGAAAUCAUGGUGACAACUAAUCGCAAAGCCACAGACGCGAAGUCGAAGUGGGACGCUCGACAGCCAAUGGAGAUUGCGCUUCAACAAGCUCAAGAAGCUGGUGAUCGAGCCGCCGAAUAUGUGGCUCUCGCCAACUACGUGCAAUGGGAGCGAACACUAGCAGGAAGAAAACGAUUCAGCUUCGAUUUGACGAAUGCUCUCUACCAACGGGCUGCCUUGCGCUUUCCCUCGGAUCCUCAACUGUGGGAAGAUCACAUUCUUUACCUGAUUGAAGAAGGUCACGCCCACCGCACCACUGAGAGCGUGCUACCUACGUUGGGGCGAGCCACUCGCCACUGUCCCUGGUCGGGUUCGCUGUGGGCACAAUACCUGCUGAGCUCAGAAAGAGAAGCCCAGAGCUUUUCUCAAACCGAAGACAUCAAGCACAGAGCAACCAACACGGGUCUGCUAGAUGUCGGUGGUGUCGAAGAAGUGAUCAAGGUUUACGCUGCUUGGUGCACGUAUCUGCGCAGACGUGCUUUCCAGGUUGACUCGACAGAUGAGGAUCUUGAUGUUGCCGAAAUGGGCAUCAGAUCCGCCAUCGAGGACCUGCAAGACUUGGCAACCAGGAAAUUCGGUGAAGGCAGCAAUCCUGAUCCCAUGUUCCGACUCGAACGGAUCUACAUCAAGUUUCUGAGCGAGAGCGGCAGCUGGGACACUGCAAGGGAGACUUUUCGAGGUCUAAUCCCCAAACAAGGAGACUCUUGGACAUUCUGGAUCCAGUUCUACAUGUGGGAGAUGAGUUGCUGGGCCAAAUUCAUCCAGCGAGAGAAGACUGAAGAUGGUAACAUUUCCAGGAAAACCCCUGUUCCGCACUAUGCAACCGCUGUCCUGCGUCAGGCGGUCAAGAGAGAAACUCUAGAUUGGCCCGAGAAGGUCAUGUGUGCAUACAUUACACACUGUGAGGAUCAUGAAGAUGUAGAAGAAUUGCAAAUGGCCAUUGUGGAAGUGAGGAAGAUGGAGAAGAUUAUUGCAAGGAGAAGAGAGGUUGAGGCUCUUCAGGCUGCGGCCAAAAGUGAAGCUCAGGCGACGUUACCUCCGCAACAUGCAGCGGAGGCCAUAACGAGGACGAUAGAGGCGAAUACGAGCCCAUCAGGGAAGCGAAAGCGAGGUGGUGAAGACGAGCCAGUUGCUGACUCGAGCAAAAAGAGCAAGAUUGAGGGCGGAAAUGGAAGAGAGGUCAAUGCAACAGUAGCAAGCCGGAAACAAGUCAAGCGGGAUCGUGAACACGCCACGAUACUUGUUCAGAAUCUUCCCGAGGUUGUCACAGAACUCAAGCUACGUCAGUUUUUCCGAGAUUGUGGAAAAGUCAAUAGUCUCAAGAUCAUACAUCAGAAUGGCACAAGUGCUGUCAUCGAGUUCGAUGCACGGGAAGCUGCUCUGUUUGCACAGACACGUGACGGCAAAGACUUUGAAGGACAACCAUUGCACAUACAGCUGGGCAGUGGUUCUACAAUCUUCGUGUCGAACUUUCCACCCACCGCGGAUGAGGGCUAUAUCCGAGAAUUGUUUGACAGAUUCGGGCAGAUUGUCGACGUUCGCUUUCCUUCACUGAAGUACAACACCCACCGCAGAUUCUGUUAUGUUCAGUUCAGAUUGAAUGAACAAGCACAAGCUGCAACAGAGCUGGAUGGACAACAAAUGGAUCAAGAUUUGAAGCUUGUCGCGAAGAUAUCUAACCCUGCUGCAAAGCAAGAUCGGACUGGGCCAAUGGAAGAAGGUAGAGAGGUCUUUUGCAAAAACCUGCACUGGAGCGCAUCAGAGGAGGAUGUGAAGACUCUUUUCAGCAGAUAUGGUAAUGUGGAAUCCGUGAGAAUUCCUCGGAAUGUUAAGGGCCAGAGCAAAGGGUUUUGCUAUGUGGUUUUCUCGUCAGAGGAAGAGGCAAAUGCCGCCACUGCACUGAACGCCCAUUCAUUCAUGUCAAGGGAAUUGCAUGUUGAAAUUUCGAGCAAGAUGGGUGCCAAACGACAAGCAACUACUAUCAUCUCUAGUGUCGACAGAUCGAUGUCUCCGUCCACCGGAGUCAAUGGCGCUGCAGGAUCUCCUUCUGCGAUGUCAACGACAUCCUCGAAUAUCGAGCAACCUUCAGGAGACCGACAAGCUCGCACCAUAGCACUCAUGAACGUUCCUGACACAGUCAACGAUAGUCGUCUUCGAGCCAUCACAGAACCCUAUGGUAGCCUCGUCAAGAUCGUGUUGCGGCCAGAUCACCAAGGUGCAGUCGUUGAGUAUACUGAUGCACAAAAUGCCGGAAAGGCAUCCCUUGGCUUGGAAGGCUACGAGAUCACCCCUGGACGGAAUCUUCGUGUGGGAAUAGUGCCAGAAAUGUUGAGGGAGAAGGCUGAAAGGAAGACUGACAAGAUUCAGAUCGGUAAAGCAAAAAAGGAUAAUCCCGGAUCAACUCAAGCAAGCCUGCAGCCUUCUGGACCAAUACGGAGACCUGGUCAGCAAGCUGGGAGAAGGGGAGGCCUAGGACAGAAAAGAGGUCUAGGAUUCGUUGCUCCAAGUGGCAAGUCUCAACAGGAAGAGCCUACAAAUACUUCGACCCAAGCUGGGAAGAGUAAUGAUGACUUCAGGAGUUUAUUAAACAAGAAAUGA